AUGCCUGGCAAAUCUCAAGAAAGUAAAGACGACUCUAUCCCGCCGCCUCUCGACCCUUUCCCCACCUACCAGACACCCUUCCCUCGAUCACACAGGGACGAUGCCAAUCCCUUUAUCCAGUUCCGUCGAUUUGCAGAUGAGCAAUUCUCAUCCUUUUUCCAAGGCGUUCCUCGUCUCUUUGGAUUUCAAAGCAGCAGACACUUCGAGGAUAUGGUGCGCGAAAGACAGGAACGGGACGAGGGGUGGCGCAAGCAGGUUGAACAGGAGAUGGAGGAAUGGAGACAGAAUCGUGAAGAGCUCAUGCAGAGAUUGACACAGAGGCUAGAGAACAACAUUCCCGACCGCAUUGAGCAGAUGAGACAGCAUCGCGAACGCACGAGACAUAUAGGGGACUUCGGCGAGGACACCACACAGCCCUUGCCACAGAUAACACCAUGGUCGGCUCGAGAGGCGGCCUCCAGAUGUCCGGUGACCAAUGACAGUCAAUACCUACAUGGCAAAUCCAAGUGCCAUGCAUGGCGUAAAAGAAAGGAGCAAGCAACGACGGAGUUGGAUGCUUACGAAGCCCUGGAGAAUGGCAACGAUGCAUCCGGGAGACAGUCAAAGUCGUGGUUCUCGUCAUUUGGCUGGGACGGAAAAAGGACGGAGCAAGCAAGGGAUGAAGGUGACGAAAAAUUUACUCCUCUCCAACGCGAGGAACGGCCGUCCAAGCCUGUUACCCACAAUCUGUUCUCUAUCAAGUUUAUGGAUCCCUUCGUUGACACAGGUGCCACCAUACCCUGGCUCAUGUUGAACAAGUAUUCACCACUCUACCUUUGCAACCCUUCUCAGCCGAGAAUGUAUGAGGUACAAAUCCACGAUGCCGAGGAUAAGCCAUUCCGAAUCUCAAGCCCGAAAUUCUUUGAGCCAGCGCCACGCAAUCGCGAUCUUGAUGAGAAGCUGGCAAGACAGCUGCCCUGGGCUGAUGCGUUUGAAGACCUUAUCAGCCUUGAACAAACCGGCAAAAUGGUGGAUAGAGACUACUCUACUUGGCGGACUCCGAGUACUUGGAUUCAUGACAUCGUCCAUAGAGGGAGCUUAGGCCCUCGCUGGGCAUUCAAUCAGGACGGAAUGCUGGUUAAGCGUUCAAUUGACGGUGGGAAUCGUGCUAAACAGCAAGGGCAAGAGUACUCUUGGCCGGAUGGGCUGGUAGAAGAGUCACGGCUUCUCUUGGGACGCAAAGUGAGCGACUUCCUCGACGAAAUGGGCGACAAUAUGACAAGAACGCUUGCAACGUCGCCCAUGUUUAGCAGUGUUGUGGCGGCCGCAAAUGCGAUCGUGGCAGCUGCUGAAGAAGCACAGAGAGACUUUGAGAACGUGACACCGGCAAUUGCGGACGAGCGAGAAGGACCCAAAGAGACGCAAGACGUCGAGGUCGCUUCUAAGCAAGCGCUGUCCACAGAGUUCUCCCAUGCCUUCGAAAGCACGUUCUCGUCGUCCAAUGAUGAAGGAAGCAUUGGAAAGCGGAUUGUGGCCACAACAACGUCUAUCAGUCAACGCAUGCUGCCGGACGGCUCCGUCGAGUCCAAACGCAUUUUCAAGCGACGGUUCGCUGACGGCACCGUAGAGUCCGAAGAAAGUGUUGACGUGACCAAUAGCUCAGCCGCAGAGCCUAGUUUACACUACGGUACUGCCCACGCGAAUGAACAGGUUGAGCCUGAAGCAGUUCCUGCACCUUCAGGUCGUCCGGAUGGUGGCGAUGGUUUUCGUGAGCCGCACUCUCCAUGGCACGACUCCACCCCAGUAUCAGAAACCCAAGCAGAAGACACUGUCGACCGGCCACCGCAAGAACGAAGGGAGAAGUCCUCCAAGCCAUCCAGAGGAGGUGGUUGGUUUUGGACAUGA
Messenger RNA from Exophiala spinifera, 1884 nucleotides. RefSeq lists its product as uncharacterized. The record is from RefSeq and is a predicted model, not a curated record. Bases 1 to 1884 code for a protein of 627 amino acids. Lineage: Eukaryota; Fungi; Ascomycota; Eurotiomycetes; Chaetothyriales; Herpotrichiellaceae. The transcript has a single exon.